Molecule: messenger RNA, 3750 nt
Organism: Ostrea edulis (European flat oyster)
Lineage: Eukaryota; Metazoa; Mollusca; Bivalvia; Ostreida; Ostreidae
Exons: 10
Coding region: 203-2776 (857 amino acids)
Source: RefSeq, a predicted model, not a curated record
CCACUCGCUGUGUUCUGUUUCUAUGUUGCCUUCUCUUGAAUAUCUGAAUAUUUACUCAGAGAUUUGAGUUAUCGUGUAAUUCUGUUGAUAUUAGCCCUCAAUGAAUCCUCGUUGUCAAGACAAGUACCGCGAAAGGAAUGAAAAAAAUGAUAUGCAGUAAGUAUUGAAAGAUUCCAUGAGGGAUCAUUGAAGAAAAGUAUGAAUGGGUGGAAACAGCAGUAAACAGACAGAAACAUCCUCUCGUCCUAAGCAGGAUAAAAAGCAGAACAGAGAGGAUGGCAGACAGAAGGCAACUGGACAUCAGAGAAUCUCGCAACGGACACACAGAGCAGGUGGUGGGCUCAAACCCGUGCCUCCAUCCACCAGACGAAAAGAUAUCUUCAACAAAGACUCACUUAAACAGGCGACUCAGAAUGCUUCUCUAGAGGUUUCCGCAAAAGAGUUGAAUUCCUAUGAAACUCUCGUGUCCCGACUUACUGAAGGAUUAAAGGACGAUGUGGAGAAAGCGUGGGUGUUUUACCUCUGGGUUGUGAAUUUGGAUCUUAAAAUCCAGGAAACACCAAAAGGUGGUGCUAAGAAUACACCAAAGGGCGACUUAAAGGAAGUCAAGGGCGGGAAAACUCGUAUUGCAGAUUUUUUCACGUCGCUUUGCAGUAAAGGUGGGUUAAAAUGCAAGAACAUAGAGGGAUUUCAAAAAGAUGACAACUUUGAAAUUGGAUGGACUGAGAAAAAAUUAGUCGAAGGGAAGUGGAAUGCUAUUUACAUCAGAGAAUCUUGGCGAUUACUACAUUUAGAAUAUGGAAUGUCUGCCAAUCAAAAGUGGAAGGCCCUGUAUUUUCUCAUUGAUCCGGAGGACUUGAUACAUUGGUGCUAUCCAAACGAAAUUGAAUGGCAGUUACUGGCUACGUCAGUUACCAAACAAGACUUCCUGUCCAUGCCAAACUGUCGACGGAAAUGUUUAGAAAUGGGAGUCAAAAUCAUACAGCCUGCACUCGGAAAAGUGAAAGUAGACCAAGGACGAAUUAGUGUGGAAGUUUUCAUUGACAAAACGUAUUCACAAAACACUGUUCUAAAUUACACAUUACGGGGUAAGAAGGUUAAGAAUGGAAAACUAGAACCUGACACGGGAAAUGCAGGAAACACGACCGCUAGAAAAAAUGGAAAACUAGAAUCCGACACACCCGGAAAUACAGGAAACACGACGGCUAGAACAGAUGGAAAGCUGACAGAUAGAAGUUACACGAAAGAACAUGAAACGCAAAAUAUGGACAACACCGAGGGGGAGCUCGCGGACAAACCCAAUUCACAAUUCCCAUCAGACCUGGAAAAAUAUGUGUUCAUGAAUCGCGCCGAUUCUCGGGUGGUAUUCGACGUAGUGUUUCCGGUUCCCGGGUCCUAUGUUUUGGAUAUUGAAGGAAAGACAUUCAGCGAGAAAGGUGGCCACAACACCAUGUCUGUACUUUGUCAAUUUAAAUUUGCUUGUGUUAAAUGUGUCCCACGGGAUGAUGAAAAUGUCCCAUUACCAGAGGUUCCGGAAAUUGGAUGGGGGCCAACACCUCACUGUAUUAAAUAUGGUGUUCGUCCCGUGUCACAUGGAUAUGGAACUAUUUACAUUCUACCAAGUGAGCCGGUGAAAGUGCGCUUUGAGUAUACAGGAAAAUACGAGUUUAAAACGGACUUGAUCGGUAUGAAUCCAUCCAGUGGGACAGAAAGUAAUCCUACAUGCGCAGUUUCUCCCAAUAAACUAACAGUCGAAGUGAAUAUUGCAGAUGAAGGUCAUUACGCCCUAAAAGUGUUCGCUAAAAAAGAUGGAGAUAGUGAUUUCAUUAAUAUCAUAAACUACAUGCUGAUUUAUAACAGAAAAAACGCAAAUGUUGAGAAGUUCAACAAGCGAAUGAUGCGCGAAAGGUUGUUGAAAGCGACAGAAAACGGAACGGAACGGGAAGUGGAUGAAGCGCUGCAGAAUUUCAUAUUCCACAGAGUUCCAGACCAAGGCGAGGUUCCAAAGGCAAAACUAAAACUAAAGUCCUUCGAGGCGAAAAGAGAACUUAGCAACGCCAUGCAACGGAGAAAUGUUAAAGUUUUAGAAGCUGCUAUCGAAAAUGCUAAAAAUUCUCCAAACAUGGAUGAACUGAAAGAAGACAUCAAAAAGGCAGAGGGGUUACUCAACAGAUUAAGGAAUCUGGAAGGGUCUUUACACCCAAUCACGAAAAUGGAAAGCAACACGCUGUCUGAAAUACGGCGGUAUUCUAAUCCUACGCCAGCAGUCAAAGACGUCCUAACGGCAACCUAUAUCAUACUUGGUCAUGAUAUAGAAUCCGCAAGGAGGUGGGACUACAUCCAGUCACAACUAACCAAGACAGGGCGCGACGGAUUACAAAGCUUGGUGGUACAUUGUGAUAUCGAGUCUGUGUCGCGCAUGAGGGCUGAGCUCGCUGACCAGUUACUGAAACCGCUAAAUCAGAAAGCAAUACGGGAUGCCAGCACAGGAGCCGCCUCAGUUUAUCACUGGGCUUCUGAAAUUGUUGGGGUCAAAUUAAAGGAACCAGAAAAAGAGCCCGAAGUGGCAAUUAAAAUUGAAGAAAAAACUGCAGAAACUGAAACCAAGAAAACUCCCAAGAGAUCCUCCAUUACACCCAGAAAUCCAUCGCUUAGAUCGAUUCAACCUAAAGUGGACUCUGUGUGGAAGAAAGGCGAUAAAGCGAUUAUACCCAAAAGGCACCACGAAGAAACCGUGCCAUCUUCCUCAGACCGGUUUAUUUGGCCCAAACGAUAGCGUCCAUAUUGGAUUACUGCAUAUUCAUAAGAAAUGAUGGAUUUUGCUUAAAUUUCACAGCGAGCAGACGCUAAAGUCAGAGUUUACCUCAGAUACAUUGGGGCUCGCUUUCUGUAUUCGUGUUGUGUUACGAUUUUAUAUUCUACUAUAAUUUCAGAUGCAAUAUUUGCACUAUGAUUAUGGCGAAAUACCGGUGACAGUACUGAGUAGUCUAUUUUUUUGGUAGCUCGCUUCUCAUGUCCGGGAUGUCCGGGGUUCGAUUCUCGAUCCUGGUGCAGCUUCAAACCCGAAACGAUAACAAGAGUGACUGUUCCUUCUCCAAGGACUCGGCAUUAAAAGUGAAAGUAAAAGUCAUGCUGUGAUCUCAAAAACGAAUUCUCGUGUCGCAUUUGGCUUUAAUAUGAUCUAAAGUAACCCUUAUUUGAUGCAACCUUCAGCACUCUGCAUAGGUUACAUGUAAACUUCACUUACAGCUAGUGACGUCGAUAUGUAUGUGAAGAAUACUCGAAUUGAGUGUAAGCCACAUACAUGUAUAAUACCGUAGAAAUUGAUAAGAAACAAUUUAUGUUCCAAGUUUACUUAUAUGGUCAUUAAAUUUUGCUCUGACCAAUCAGUUCUGUCUGGAGAUCGCUACUUAAAUUUAUAUUUAUCCCUUUUUAAAAUCUAAAUCCUAUGUCGAUGGUCAAUUAAUGAUUUCAUAAUUUUAUAAACCCCUGACAGUAAUGAAAAUAUGUGUGCAGUUAAUAUUAUGAAACCAUGGUGUUUAAGAAAAUAAAGUCUGGGUUACAAAAGUCGGAACUAUUUUACCUAUCAACAUUCAGAACGCACACUUUCAAGCCGUUUCUCCUCUUUCUUUGUAUGAAAGGCGAAGAUAACGAACAGGGAUCAAUCUCAUAACUUCUAUAAGCAAUAUAAAAUAGAUAGUUGGGCAAACUCAGACCCCUGGGCACACCAAAGGUGAUAUCAGGUGCCUA